Messenger RNA from Carassius auratus (goldfish), 1752 nucleotides. It is a transcript of the gene bco2l, whose product is annotated as beta-carotene 15, 15-dioxygenase 2, like. Gene Ontology annotation, molecular function: carotenoid dioxygenase activity; beta-carotene 15,15'-dioxygenase activity. The coding region runs from base 64 to 1749 and encodes 561 amino acids. NCBI's taxonomy places the organism in Eukaryota, Metazoa, Chordata, Actinopteri, Cypriniformes, Cyprinidae. The record is from RefSeq and is a predicted model, not a curated record. The transcript has 12 exons. Gene Ontology annotation, biological process: retinal metabolic process; carotene catabolic process. Gene Ontology annotation, cellular component: mitochondrion.
GGGAAGGUCUUAUAUUAUUGGUCUUAUUCUUCUUCUGUUCUACCUUUUUGUGUAGUGUUUAUUAUGUUUUUAAAACUGAGAAUCUUAACAUCCAAAGUCAUGUCUAAACCUAUACAGGACUCGGUGUAUAAAGUGUCAGCUAACAAAAAACGGCCAUCUGCCAGUGGUCUGGAGUUCAUUGGUCCUCUUGUGAGCUCUGUGGAGGAGACCCCAGACCCCAUUAACGCAGUUAUUAAAGGUGAAAUUCCCUCCUGGAUCACUGGCAGCUUCCUAAGAAAUGGACCCGGAAGAUUUGAGUUUGGUGAAAGCAAAUUCAACCACUGGUUUGACGGCAUGGCCUUGAUGCACCGUUUCCACAUUAAAGAUGGUCAGGUGACCUACAGCAGCUGUUUUUUGCGCAGUGACUCUUAUCUGCAAAAUGCAGAGAAGAAUCGAAUUGUGGUUUCUGAAUUUGGCACCCUGGCAACACCUGACCCAUGCAAAAACAUUUUUGCCCGGUUCUUUUCACGUUUUCAGAUUCCAAAGGCGACUGAUAAUGCAGGAGUGAGCUUUGUUAAGUACAAGGGAGAUUUCUAUGUAAGCACAGAAACCAACUUCAUGCGCAGAAUUGACCCUGUGAGCCUGGAAACCAAAGAAAAGGUGGAUUGGUCAGAAUAUAUUGCAAUUAAUGCAGCAACAGCUCAUCCACAUUAUGACCGCGACGGAGCAACUUACAACUUGGGAAACUCACAUGGCCGAAAUGGCUUCUUCUACCAUGUCCUCCGAGUACCGCCAGGUGACGAAAAGAAUGAUGUUGCUGAUCUCUCAGGCGCAGAGAUUCUUUGCUCUAUUCCUGCUUCUGACCCCAUGAAACCAUCAUACUACCACAGUUUCGUCAUGUCAGAGAAUUACAUAGUCUUCAUUGAGCAGCCAAUCAAACUAGAUCUGCUGAAAUUCAUGCUGUACAGAGUUGCUGGAAAGAGCUUUCAUAAAGUCAUGUCCUGGAACCCAGAACUGGAAACCAUUUUCCAUGUGGCAGACAGACACACUGGCCAGCUCAUCAAGACGAAAUACUACAGCAGUGCUAUGUUCACACUGCACCAGAUUAAUGCAUAUGAGGAUAAUGGAUAUUUGAUUAUGGACAUGUGCUGUGGAGAUGAUGGCAAUGUGAUUGGUGACUUCACAAUGGAGAACCUUCAGGCAUCUGGAGAAGAACUUGACAAGUUCUUCAAUUCACUUUGCACAAACUUACCACGGAGAUAUGUACUGCCUCUGGAUGUAAAGGAAGAUGAGCCUAAUGACAACAACCUCAUCAAUUUGCCGUACACAACUGCCACUGCUGUGAAGACUGUAAAUGGGGUGUUCCUGAGCCAUGAAGAUCUCUACAAUGAUGACCUGUUGCAGUAUGGUGGUCUUGAGUUCCCACAGAUUAACUACACUUAUUACAAUACUCGUCCUUAUCGGUACUUCUACGCCUGCGGCUUUGGACACGUAUUUGCUGACUCUCUGCUUAAGAUGGAUUUAGAAGGAAAGAAGCUAAAGGUGUGGCGCCACGCUGGUUUGUUCCCAUCAGAGCCAGUCUUUGUUCCUGCACCUGAUGCUAAGGAUGAGGAUGACGGUGUGGUCAUGUCUGUGGUCAUUACACCAAGAGAGAAAAAGAGCAGUUUCCUCCUUGUCCUUGAUGCCAAGACCUUCACAGAACUCGGGCGAGCAGAAGUUCCAGUGGACAUCCCGUGUGGCACUCAUGGACUCUUCAAUGAUAUGAGCUAAAAA